Trichomycterus rosablanca is the source of this 2148-nucleotide messenger RNA. It is a transcript of the gene stk35l, whose product is annotated as serine/threonine kinase 35, like. Gene Ontology annotation, biological process: protein phosphorylation. Bases 158 to 1378 code for a protein of 406 amino acids. Gene Ontology annotation, molecular function: protein kinase activity; ATP binding. The transcript has 3 exons. NCBI's taxonomy places the organism in Eukaryota, Metazoa, Chordata, Actinopteri, Siluriformes, Trichomycteridae. Gene Ontology annotation, cellular component: cytoplasm; nucleus. The record is from RefSeq and is a predicted model, not a curated record.
GUUUAAAUAUGUCGGAAGAAACAAAACAAACCGUAAAGGAGGAUAUUUAACCCGGGACAAAGCGCGUUAACGCCUUAGUUCAAUGGCUGCGUUAUGUAACUACAUACUGUGCUGUAGAGAUUAAUGAACGUACACAUAAAGGCCGUGAGGAGAUGUAAUGGAGGCGGGUGAAAGAGACAGACGGCGGCUAACGAGGGCCUGUAAGAGGCCGGACUCCCAGCCCCAGGUCGGGAAUAACAGUGGAACUGCACCGGUUCUGCGCUCGCUGAGCACCGGGAAUGUCCGAGCGGACUCGGGCGGUAUGGAGGAGGACGAAGAGCGUGUGAAGAACGGGCUGUUGGAGCAGAAGGUGGUGGCUCCUCGGUAUAACCUGGUUCGGGAGAUAGGUAGAGGGAGUUAUGGCGUGGUGUACGAGGCCAUAGCCCGGAGCUCAGGGAACGUGGUGGCGGUGAAGAAGCUCCGCUGCGAUGCUCCUGAGAACGUGGAGCUGGCACUGGCGGAGUUCUGGGCUCUCACCAGCCUGGAGAAACGCCAUGAAAACGUGGUGCAGCUGGAGGAGUGUGUGCUCCAGAGGAACGGCAUGGCGCAGAAAAUGAGCCACGGAAACAAGCGCUCUAAACAGUACUUGCGCUUGGUGGAGACUUCACUGAAAGGUGAGCGGGUGUUGUCGAGUCCUGAGGAGCCGUGCUACCUGUGGUUUGUCAUGGAGUUCUGUGAGGGAGGAGACCUGAAUCAGUUCGUCCUGUCGCGGCAGCCCAAUCAGCACACCAACGCCAGCUUUAUGUUGCAGCUAAGCAGCGCCGUGGCCUUCCUGCACCAAAACAAUAUUGUACAUCGAGACCUUAAGCCGGAUAACAUUCUGAUUUCUGAGCGCUCUGGAGCUCCAGUGCUGAAGGUGGCAGACUUUGGACUGAGCAAAGUGUGUGCAGGACUCACGCUGGACACCAGCAGCUGUGACGACACCAAGGACAAAAACAAAAAUGAAAUUAAUGUGAACAAGUUCUGGCUGUCCUCAGCAUGUGGUUCGGACUUCUACAUGGCGCCCGAGGUGUGGGAGGGCCAUUAUACAGCCAAGGCGGACAUUUUUGCUCUGGGCAUUAUUAUUUGGGCAAUGAUCGAGCGGAUCACAUUUAUAGAUGCCGAGUCGAAGCGCGAGUUACUUGGCACGUACGUCAGACAGGGUUCGGACAUUGUGCCCGUUGGUGAGGCACUGCUUGAGAAUCCAAAAAUGGUGCUGAGCAUCCCACAGCGGCGGCGCUCACACAUGUCGACGGCACUCCGGAACCUGCUGCAGGACAUGCUGGCUGUCAACCCACAGGACCGGCCGGACGCUGAGGAACUAUAUGGCAGGAUGAGUCGGGUCACUUGUGCUGCGUGAAGUAUCACGUCUAUGUCACACACAGGCUGUAUGUUGCAGGAGCUCUGCACCAAAAAAUGGAAAGGAUAGCUACACCUUUGAAUACUGUGAUGAUUCUGCUGAACAUGAAUGUGAAGGGAAAGGAUGUUCCCAUGCAGGACCUAUGAGGACUCUUAAAGCAACAGAUUUCACUAUGCAGUUGCAUUUUGGUGUUAAUUUCAUUUUGUUUACAGUAUCCACUAGAAAAUUUGUGUUGAUUCUGUUUGACAUUUUCUGUUUAGCUUCCUUAACCAACUAGGGAUCAUUUUGUUUGUUUUUAAAGUUUAAUACUCUCUUUCCAAAACACGGAACACACCCACUUUAUCUAAAGGGUGCAGUUUGGACCAUUUGUAGUACAGCUUGUCUUUGGCUCUUGUAUACUCCCAAAGGUUAGACCAAUGAGACUAGGAGCAUAAUUAAUUCCAAGCCUUUACCUGUCAAAAGCAGUGAAGUAAAUGUUAUGUAAUGGCCUGAACCUGAUCUGCUGUUCUGAUGGGCUCAACACUCACCUGACUCACCUUUAAUAAGGCUGUUAAAUGCCAGCAAUCACAUUAGUAUUACAUUCAGUGUGGAAGGUAUUUUAAUAGAUUUGUUUAUAUGGAGGUAAUACAAUCAUCAUAAUUUGUGCCACAGUAAUUGUUUAAAUCGCUUCUUGCCAAAAGAAACAUCAGUUAUCGAUUAGAAGUUUUUUAUGUCAGAAGUAGAAUUAGAUUUAAUUAAGCAUUUGAUUUCAAAAAACAAGUUGUUUUUGG